AUGGAACAAAUCGGCAUUUCUAGAAGAGAACAAUCGCUUUCUCCAAGAAGUGCUGGCCAGCGUGAAAUCCGUGAUAGUCGUGAUAGUCGUGAUAGUCGUGGUUCUUAUGGUAGAAGCGGUUAUCGUGAUGAUAGAGGAUAUCGCGACUAUCGAGACUAUCCUUAUCCUUACGAAAGAAGAGGCCCUCCGAGGAGAACUAAACCAAUUGAUCGUGGCACUGAAAAAGAAAGGAGCGAUACAACGACACUUUAUGUUGGCAAUAUACCAUAUACAUUUCAUGAGAAUGAUGUGGCUGAUAUGUUUGAAAGAUAUGGUCGGUUGAGGAAAGUCACCGUUCAAAUUGAUAAUUAUACUGGAAGAAAUAAAGGAUUCGCCUUUGUAGAAUUUGAAGAUAGGAAAGAUGCAGAAGAUGCGUAUGAUAAAUAUUAUGGUUCCAAUAUUGAAGGUCGUAGAUUAAAGUUAGAUUGGGAUAUUGGGUUAUCUAGAAAAGAUCAACACCGUAAAGAAAAAACUGGUGUUUAUACUGCAGUUAUGAAAGAUGUAAUUGAAAAUGUGAAAAAAGACUUUAAAGACAGUGGAAUUGAUGAAGCAGUUUUAUAUGAACUAGAGCGCAAUUGGCUACAAAAACUUAAAAGUUUCAAGGUUGCAUCUUGGAAUCAUAUUGAUGGAAAUGUAGGAGAGGAGACUAAUGGCAAUACAACAAAUGUACCAUUUAUUCUACCCGCUACAACUACAGAAUCAACUAAUGUUUCAUUAAAAUACCCAUCAAAUGAAUUUGAAAAGCCACCCCCAGCAGCUGCAGAUCUUCCAACUCUUGCAAUCAAUUCUGAUGCUACUUCUAAUGGAAUGAGAAAACCCCAAUCUUAUAUGAAAAAAAGAAAAGAUAGCACCACUAAAAGGAAAUCGUAUGUUGAUGGAGACGAUAUCAAUUCUGAUCUUGAUGAUUCAGAUGAGGAUGAAGCAGCUGCUGAAGGAGAAUUUCAAAAUAUCAUUUUAUGUUUAUACGAUAAGGUGAAAUAA
This is a messenger RNA of Entrophospora sp. SA101, 1020 nucleotides long. Lineage: Eukaryota; Fungi; Glomeromycota; Glomeromycetes; Entrophosporales; Entrophosporaceae. The record is from the annotation of a GenBank genome assembly.